AUGGGGCAAGCGCCCACUGGAGGGGCCGGGGCCCCGACCGAUCCCCCGCCCAACCUCAACCCGCCAGAUGGCGGCCUCCAGGUGUGGACGCAGACCUACUACCAGUCGGCCCUGGGGCUAUCCCCGACGACCAUCUCGUGGGCUGGGUCCGUGCACGUGUUUCUGAUCUUCUUCGUCGGCAUCUUGUCCGGUCGCGCCCUCGACGCCGGGUUUUUUCGCGCGACGUUCCACACCGGCGUGCUCCUGCAACUGGCCGGGGUGUUCCUGACCUCCCUCGCGACCGAAUACUGGCAGGGCGUGUGCACCGGCCUCGGCAAUGGCCUCCAGUUCUUCCCCGUGACGGGGCUGGUGGCCACCUACUUCGCCGGUCGGCGAGUGCUUGCCUCGGCGUUUGUGCUCAUGAGCAGCGGCGCUGGAAGCAUGCUCUUUCUGGGCCUGGUCAAAACUCUCAUCCCCACCGUGGGCUUCGCGUGGACAUUGCGCAUCCUGGGCUUUGUGAUGCUCGGCACGAGCGCGGUGGUGGAAUGGAGGGCGUUCCGAGAGCCAACCUAUCUGCUCUUCUACCUGGGCACGUUUUUGGAAUUUUUGGGGCCUCUAUUUCGCCUUUACUAUGUGGGUGCCUUUGACCACAGCGUCCUCGGCCUGAGCUAUGGCGACUCGAGUACCCUCAUUAUCGUGAUAAACGGAGCAGAAAUCGUCGGUCGACUCAUUCCAGCGUACUUGGCCGAUCGUUCAUUUUGGUCCGCUGAACACCAUCCCACUGACGUUGGGCGCAAGUCUAAUGGUGUUUUGCUGGAUCGCCAUGCACUUGACCGGGAGGCUGUAUGCCUUCGCCGUUCUCUAUGGCAUCUUUUCAAACGGUGUCCAAGACCUUGGCCCUCCACCUUGUCCAGCUUGACAUCCGACCUGAUCAAGACCGGAGUAUGCAUCGGGACGGGCUUCACCAUUGUCAGCUUCACGUGUCUAACCGGUCCACCGCUGGGUGGCGCACUAAUUGCCAAGUCCGACGGCUACAUCGGUGCGCAGAUUUGGGGCGGGCUGACCUUCCUGCUGGGCGCUGUAGUUCUCGUCACAGCUCAGCUCCCCACGACCGGGGUCAUCGCCAAGGCCAGGAUUUAA
Molecule: messenger RNA, 1119 nt
Organism: Penicillium argentinense
Lineage: Eukaryota; Fungi; Ascomycota; Eurotiomycetes; Eurotiales; Aspergillaceae
Product: major facilitator superfamily domain-containing protein
Exons: 3
Coding region: 1-1119 (372 amino acids)
Cellular component (GO): fungal-type vacuole membrane
Source: RefSeq, a predicted model, not a curated record